UUUGAGUAUCAAAGCUCAGGCAGAAACCUGGCUUUUUUUAAUGUAUCUUAGACAGUUCAGGCUGCGCUGAACGUUGAGAAAAAGAAAGAAACUCUAAUGUACGAGCAUGCGUUACAAGGCUUGCUCAAGAACAAAUGGUAUAUCGGAUGUAAGGGCAUCGAAGUGUCUAACAAAAAAUUAUCGGGCGGACAAAUUUGCGAUAUCCGAAUGGUUUUUUUCCGGUCCCGCCAGGGAAAAGUGAAGGUUUUGAAAGAUCGCGAAGUGAAAAACGGAUAUUCAUUGCUUGAGGGUUCUACUAUCAAUUCUCGUCGUGGAACCAUUCAGUGUUCAUACAAUGGCUGGAGAUAUGACGGAAAUGGCAAUUGCAUUUCUGUGCCUGGAAUUGAGCCGAAUCAUCAGGGUCUCAAAAAUUAUCGCAUUGCAAGCUUCCCAGUGUGCGAGCAAGAUGGCUACGUUUGGGUUUGGUUAGGUGAUGGCAAACCUAGUGAACAGCCCCCCGAAGUUCCUUUUGACAUGAGCCAAACAAUCUGGAAUCAGCAAACACAAGUGAUUGAUUCUAAUCCUAUACUGUGUAUUCAACAUGAGAUGGAUUGGGCGUCUUCCUUUUUUCAGAAAGAUAAAAUGAAGUGGAUGAACAGACGAUUGAUUCCUGGACUGUACAAGCCCGCACAAAUUGUCCAUCCCUAUCACUUGACGUUAAAAUCAGAUGGGUUUGAGUUAUAUCACCCUCCAAUUGGCCAAAAAAAGUCAGUGAGUGCUCUAUCUGAUAUGAUUGACUCGAAUGGGAAACUCCCACGAAAUGGCUGUACAUCCGAAUUUUCAGCUUCUUCAGCACGUGUCAUUCACCGAAAAUGGCUCAAGUAUCAUUUUUGGAGGAAAUUCGGCGAUUACACCGACAUUGUUCACUUCGUCCCCCUCAUCGACCCCGUCACUAGACACAUCUCAACACGUGUUGAAUACAUGUGGACUCCUUGGUUAUUGCCCGGAUAUUCCUUUCAGAGGAAUCAAAUUACAUCACUACCUUCCUGGAUUCCAUGGGCCUUACCGCGCACUAGAAAGGCAGAUAAACGGCAUUUGCAGUCUAUUGACCCCUCCCAAUGCAUUCAUCCGAACCCAAAACAAGGUUCAUGCGAACUUUUUCCUGAAUAUAUCAAGAGAUUAUUCCAACCGCCCAUAACUCCUUCGUGCGCGCGGGAACUUGUUUUGUUGAUGUUUUUGUAUCUAAGUCAAGGAAACAGUACUCUAGAAGGAUUGAAGGAGAUAGUGGGUCAAACCAGCAGUUAUGGCGAACUUUUCGCCGCACACCUAGGUGAUUAAUCUACCAUCUAUCGCCUUAUCUUCCUGUUGAAUUGCGUGUAUGUGCCGCUUGUUUUAACAAGUUUUUGAGAAUUCGAUUUCAAUUUCUCUAGAAGUCGGAAAAUUGCAAAAUUCUGAAAGUAGAAGAUUGGAAUAUUCGCAGAUGCACGAUACCACUAACUCGGAAUCUGUAUACAAGGCCUUGAACUUUAUCUUGCUUCAGAAGUGCUAUAAAACGUCCAUCGUUAUUAAAAGUUCGACAGUUAGUUUACAACUGAAC
Molecule: messenger RNA, 1576 nt
Organism: Schistocerca gregaria
Lineage: Eukaryota; Metazoa; Arthropoda; Insecta; Orthoptera; Acrididae
Exons: 4
Coding region: 97-1317 (406 amino acids)
Biological process (GO): chlorophyll biosynthetic process
Cellular component (GO): chloroplast
Molecular function (GO): 2 iron, 2 sulfur cluster binding; chlorophyllide a oxygenase activity
Source: RefSeq, a predicted model, not a curated record